GGAGCGCCGAGCCGCAUUUGUCUGCUCGAGGUGCUUCGCGAGAGAGCGUUGUUUUCGCCGGCCGGGGGCUGCAAGUGUCAGCGGCGGCCGCGGCCCGGCGCAAGACCGAGUCCGAGGACGCACGCGCCAGCUGGCCGCGAUCGCAGGCAGGGGGCGGCGUGCCAGAGGAGCAACAUGCAGAUAGGCGCCCGGCGCCCUGACGACCCCUCCCGAGGCAAAGAGGCCGGGGCGGCGCUGGGGCGGUGGAGAGCAUGAGGGAGGCCGGGGGGCGGCUCGGCUCGGAGCGCUGCUAGGGAGCGGUGCGCGCUGCACACUCGCCGGGGCGCAGCCGAGAGCGGGGAGCCGGGCGGGUCGCGCCACGGGGCGGGAGCCGGCCGCCGGGAGCUGUUCUGAUUUCCGAAGCGAACGCGAGGGGCCCGGAGCAGCCCCCGGCCCCGGCGUGCAGCCAACAUGGGCAACGCGGGGAGCAUGGAUUCGCAGCAGACCGAUUUCAGGGCGCACAACGUGCCUUUGAAGCUGCCGAUGCCCGAGCCAGGUGAACUGGAAGAGCGAUUUGCCAUCGUGCUGAAUGCUAUGAACCUACCCCCUGACAAAGCCAGGUUACUGCGGCAGUACGAUAAUGAGAAAAAGUGGGAGCUGAUUUGUGAUCAGGAACGAUUCCAGGUGAAGAAUCCUCCCCAUACAUACAUUCAAAAGCUCAAAGGCUAUCUGGAUCCAGCUGUAACCAGGAAGAAAUUCAGGCGGCGUGUUCAAGAAUCCACACAAGUGCUAAGAGAACUGGAAAUUUCUUUAAGAACCAACCAUAUUGGAUGGGUCAGAGAGUUUCUGAAUGAAGAAAACAGGGGUCUUGAUGUUCUAGUGGAAUAUCUAUCAUUUGCGCAGUACGCGGUCACUUUUGAUUUUGAAAGCGUGGAAAGCACUGUGGAGAGCUCGGUGGACAAAUCAAAGCCCUGGAGUAGGUCCAUCGAGGAUCUACACAGAGGAAGCAACCUGCCCUCCCCGGUGGGCAACAGUGUAUCCCGCUCAGGAAGGCAUUCUGCACUGCGAUUGGUUUCUCUGCCUGAGUAUCUUCAGUUCAAAUGCCACCAGAGCUGCUCCUCUCCCUGUUGCCUCUGGAGCAGCUUCAGUUUACACACUGAUGAUGAGGCUUCAAACCGGAAAAUCUCAUAUAAUACUUUGCCAAGCAGAAGAACCCUGAAAAAUUCAAGAUUAGUGAGUAAGAAAGACGACGUGCAUGUCUGUAUCAUGUGUUUACGUGCCAUCAUGAAUUACCAGUAUGGUUUCAACAUGGUCAUGUCUCAUCCACAUGCUGUCAAUGAGAUCGCACUGAGCUUGAACAACAAGAAUCCAAGAACAAAAGCCCUUGUCUUAGAACUGUUGGCAGCUGUUUGUCUUGUCAGAGGCGGGCAUGAAAUCAUUUUAUCAGCAUUUGACAACUUCAAGGAGGUUUGCGGAGAAAAACAGCGCUUUGAGAAGUUGAUGGAACAUUUCAGGAAUGAAGACAAUAACAUAGAUUUUAUGGUGGCCUCUAUGCAGUUUAUUAAUAUUGUAGUCCAUUCAGUAGAAGACAUGAAUUUCAGAGUUCACCUCCAGUAUGAAUUUACCAAGUUAGGCCUGGAUGAAUACUUGGAUAAACUGAAGCACACUGAGAGUGAUAAGCUGCAGGUGCAGAUUCAGGCUUACCUGGACAACGUAUUUGACGUGGGAGCUCUGCUGGAAGAUGCUGAAACCAAGAAUGCAGCCUUGGAGAGGGUGGAAGAGCUGGAGGAGAACAUUUCUCAUUUGUCUGAAAAGCUGCAAGACACAGAGAAUGAAGCCAUGUCCAAGAUCGUGGAACUGGAAAAGCAGCUGAUGCAGAGGAACAAGGAGCUAGAUGUUGUUCGAGAAAUCUACAAAGAUGCAAAUACCCAGGUUCACACAUUAAGGAAAAUGGUCAAAGAAAAAGAAGAAGCCAUUCAAAGACAGUCUACCCUGGAAAAAAAGAUUCAUGAACUGGAGAAACAAGGGACCAUUAAAAUUCAGAAGAAAGGGGAUGGGGACAUUGCCAUUCUGCCAGUUGUGGCUUCUGGCACAUUGUCCACAGGGUCAGAGGUGGCAGUGGGUAACUUUGUGGGACCAGCAAUGGGGGUUGCCUCCUCGGGCCCCCUGCCCCCUCCUCCCCCACCACUACCUCCAUCGUCAGACACACCUGAAGCAGUGCAAAAUGGCCCAGUAACGCCACCUAUGCCACCACCGCCACCACCCCCUCCCCCUCCCCCACCGCCUCCACCCCCUCCUCCUCCCCCUCCUCUCCCAGGUCCUGCAGCUGAGACUGUGCCAGCUCCUCCUUUACCUCCCCCACCUCCUCCCUCUGCACCCCCGCUGCCUGGGACGUCCUCACCCACAGUGGUUUUCAACUCAGGACUAGCAGAUGGGCCAAUCAAGCUUUUCUCUGUGAAAAUUAAGAAGCCAAUCAAGACGAAAUUCAGAAUGCCAGUUUUUAACUGGGUUGCCCUGAAGCCAAAUCAGAUCAAUGGCACAGUCUUCAAUGAAAUUGAUGAUGAGCGGAUUCUGGAGGAUUUAAAUGUGGAUGAAUUUGAGGAAAUAUUUAAGACAAAAGCUCAAGGUCCUGCCAUUGAUCUUUCUUCAAGCAAACAGAAGAUAACACAGAAGGGAUCAAACAAAGUGACGUUACUGGAAGCAAAUAGGGCCAAAAAUCUAGCCAUAACUUUGAGGAAAGCUGGAAAGACUGCUGACGAGAUAUGUAAAGCUAUCCAUGUAUUUGACUUGAAGACAUUGCCUGUAGACUUUGUAGAAUGUUUGAUGAGGUUCUUGCCAACUGAGAAUGAGGUGAAAGUGUUCCGGCUCUAUGAGCGGGAAAGGAAGCCCCUGGAGAACUUGUCAGAUGAAGACCGGUUCAUGAUGCAGUUCAGUAAAAUUGAGAGACUCAUGCAGAAGAUGACCAUCAUGGCCUUCAUUGGGAACUUUGCGGAAAGCAUUCAGAUGCUGACUCCUCAACUGCACUCAAUUAUAGCAGCAUCUGUGUCUAUAAAAUCAUCCCAAAAACUCAAGAAAAUUCUGGAGAUUAUCUUGGCCCUUGGAAACUAUAUGAAUAGCAGUAAGCGAGGAGCAGUUUAUGGAUUUAAACUUCAGAGUUUAGAUCUGCUCUUAGAUACAAAGUCAACAGACCGAAAGCAAACACUGUUGCACUAUAUUUCAAAUGUUGUAAAAGAAAAAUAUCACCAAGUGUCCCUGUUUUAUAAUGAGCUUCAUUAUGUGGAGAAAGCUGCUGCAGUCUCCCUCGAGAAUGUUUUGCUGGACGUCAAAGAGCUCCAGAGAGGCAUGGACUUAACCAAGAGGGAGUACACCAUGCACGACCACAACACGCUGCUGAAGGAGUUCAUCCUCAACAAUGAGGGGAAGCUGAAGAAGCUGCAGGAUGAUGCCAAGAUUGCACAGGAUGCUUUUGAUGAUGUGGUGAAGUAUUUUGGAGAAAACCCCAAGACGACGCCACCCUCUGUCUUCUUUCCCGUCUUUGUCCGGUUUGUGAAAGCCUAUAAGCAAGCCGAAGAGGAAAAUGAGCUGAGGAAAAAGCAGGAACAAGCACUCAUGGAAAAACUCCUGGAGCAAGAAGCCCUGAUGGAGCAGCAGGACCCAAAGUCUCCUUCCCACAAAUCAAAGAGGCAGCAGCAAGAAUUAAUUGCAGAAUUAAGAAGGCGACAAGUUAAAGAUAACAGACAUGUAUAUGAAGGGAAAGAUGGCGCCAUUGAAGACAUUAUCACAGUGCUGAAGACUGUGCCCUUUACUGCUCGCACCGCCAAGCGUGGCUCUCGAUUUUUCUGCGAACCUGUUCUCACUGAGGAAUACCAUUACUAAACUAUUACUCUUUCUCACCUGAUGCUCUUAAAAGAUCUUAGAAACCAACCAUACAGACGAGCCGAUGCGGUGAGGAGAAGUGUCAGGCGGCGCUUUGAUGAUCAGAACUUGCGUUCUGUUAAUGGUGCCGAAAUAACCAUGUGAACCUGAGACCUGCCUGUAUGAGUAGAGAGUGCGUGAAUGAAACUCUCCACAUGAACUUUAUGCGCUACCCUUUAACUGCAACCUUGAACAUUGAUAAAAUAUUCUAAGGGCUCAGAUUUAGCAAACACAUAGGAAUUUAAAAAUGACGGGCUCUCCUUUCAACCUUUGUUAACAAGUGCCUAAAAGUGGAAGUACCUGCUCAGAUUAAUCAAAGCAAUAGGGUUUGAUUUGAUUAGGUAUCUUUUUACACCAGUAUAUUAUCCAAUUUUUUAACCAAAAUGUAAAUUUCGUAUUACAUUCAUUAUCUGCCAUUGUGAUUGUCCCAUGAUGGCACACCCUGGUUUCCUGAUAAGCUGUAAAUAACGUGGAUGUAAUCUGCUCUGGGUUUCCUUUGCUGAGAUGUCUUAAGGAAUUUUGUGUUUUAGCCAUACCCAUCAACUUUGUAUUUUAAAGGGCUUGCAACAUGGAAGAAGGAAAAGGUCACAUGACAGACUGCUGUCCAUAAGCAAGCCCCAGCGAAGUACAAACAGGAUGUAUUGCAGUGGCACAGGAUAAGUCCCUCAACUCUUAUCUCAUUACACAUUCUACUUCUGUGCUAGGGUUAUGAUGCCCUGUGAGAAAAGUUCACCGGUAUGAAUGCAAGGAUAUAGUGGCAUACAGAUUUGUGUAAGAUUUAUUUGCAGUACUGUGUUCUUCAGCUAGAGGCAGCUUUUAAAAAAAAUAAUGCAAAUGUAUUUAUUAAUUAGCACUAAAAUUAACAUCUCAGUAAUCAGUAUUAGGAUUUCUGAGGACUAUUAUGGGCCAAUCCUGAGAAUAGAAAUUGGUGCCUUGCUAGCCAGGGAGAAGCUCAUUAAGCUUUAUCAACAAGCAUUCAAGAUUACUUCUGCUAGCUAGUAGUGUUAGUUAACCCAGCCUUAUUCUGACAAUCGCAAGUUUUUUUCCCCCUUCUUCUUCCUUUUAUAAAUUGGAUAUAUUUUGCAUUACAUAUCAAAGCUAAAUUCUUGUAUUUCCCACAUUACUUUAUGGGAAAUUGCAAUUAAAUUGCUUGAAAUAUUCACAUUGGGAUUAAGCUUACAUGAUAGGUAAUGGGACUAAAUCAAUGGCCAACUAAGCCACUGUUAUUUUUCCUUCCUCUCUGGCAGGGCACUUGAUCCAUUCCAAAGUCAGAAACUGGACUAAAGCUAAUUUGUACUUUCCAUAAUAUACAUUCUGCUUCUGGCUUACCUUCUUGGUACAUUACAUCAAUAUAUUAAUUGUAAAGUUUAUUGUAUAGUAUUUAACCACUGAAUCUUAUUUUAUGUUGUGCUUAUGUGAGCUCCUUGGUGAAGGUCCCAUUUUCCUUGGAUAAUGUGUAGUUAUAUGAUCUCUUUUUAAAUGUACAGAUAUUUUGCUAUAAAAUUGGUGCAGUUUUUUAUGGUUUUUACACUUUAAUUCCCACCUAAGCCUCUGGGUAAUAUUGUAAAUAUUGUUUAAAAAUGCAUCAGCCUGUGCUAUACAAUCUGAAUGUUAUUUUAACUUAUAGGUUUUUUUUUUUUAAUAUAUAUAUUUAACUACAAGGACAGUUUAGGGAUCAGUUACCACAUUUCACUUUAGCAUACCUAUUUACAAAAAAUUACUUUUAAAACUGCCACCUGCUAGCACAUUUUCAUAAAUGUGUACUUUAAAAAGAACAUGCUGAGAUUUUGUCUGUUGACUCAACAUUCAUUUUGGUGAAAAAAGCAAUUUGACCAUGAGCUACAACACAAGUAGUCGGCCCUUUAUCACAAGCAGCUGUUUUCCAAAGCUCAGUGCUAAUGAGCAUAUAUUAAAAUAAUUACCUAUUUAUUAAUCUACAGAUAGACAAUAAUGUUGGCAUGUUCUUUUGUUUAUUAAUGGGCCUGCUUCUUAGCAAUAUUAGAAAUGUUUUAUAAAAAAGCAGUUCAUGUUACUUUUCUGGUCUUUUCAUGGCAUAUGAGCAAAUAAACUAUUUACACUACUA
Felis catus (domestic cat) is the source of this 5977-nucleotide messenger RNA. It is a transcript of the gene FMNL2, whose product is annotated as formin like 2. Bases 451 to 3855 code for a protein of 1134 amino acids. Gene Ontology annotation, biological process: cell migration; cortical actin cytoskeleton organization; regulation of cell shape. Gene Ontology annotation, cellular component: cytosol. The transcript is spliced from 29 exons. The record is from RefSeq and is a predicted model, not a curated record. Gene Ontology annotation, molecular function: actin filament binding; small GTPase binding. Lineage: Eukaryota; Metazoa; Chordata; Mammalia; Carnivora; Felidae.